GCCUUUGGCUGCCAUGAUGAGAAGCUGUAUCGCGCACAGCCGCAUGUUAAGAAACAAAAGUAGGAGAUCCCGAAUCUAAUGAACCAUCUACUGGAAUUUGGUCCUUGGUAAUCCACAUAAAGACAGACUUUGUAAUUGGAAUCCUGUGGGAGUAAAUGGAGCAAAUAUAAGGAGGGUUGUUGCCCAGGUUUCCUGAACUCCAGACCUACGCAACAUAUGUCUGCACCCACUAUGUUUUCUACCCUUUUGUCAAUAACUUGAUCAAAUAUUUAUAAAUAUAACUAUUGAUUAAUUCAUAUGGCUUUGUAGAAGAAUGCAUGAAAUAAUUAUAAAUGCUAGUUGGCCUUGUUUAACAUACCAAGUUUUAGCUGAAUUGUUAAUAUAUUUUGGAGGGCUCUAACAGACUUGUCAACAGAUCCAGUAAACUGGUAGAUUAGUACCAAAAUUAUCAAAUAAAGCAAGAAUUGGCUACAAGGGAGAUGAGAGUUGAAUUUUUUAAUUUUUUUUUUUUUUAAUGGAGUGGAGGGGAGGAUGAAUUAGGCUAAGCCAUAGCACAGUAUUCAUUAGUAUCUUCAUUAAUGAUGCACAAAAAUGUUAGAGGUACCCUGCUGAAAUUUGCUUUUAAUAAAAAAUCAGGAGACACUGCUAUUACAGAUUAGGAUUAGGAUGCACUGGAUGACCUGCAAAUUGGAGUAGUGAGACACUGAUGAGAUCUUAACCAUAAUGCUGUACAACAAAUCUGAUAUCAGUGAAAGAAAUAUGAGAUCAAACUGGAGUGGGAGAAACUGCAAGAAAUAAUAAGGAUAACAAAAAUUAAGUCUUAUAAAUGGACCUUGGAAAGUUUGACAAUUGUUCAUUCUAAUAAAAGUUGAGAGAGGAUAUCAACACUCUUGAUAAUUAUAAGAGUGAAUAAAUAUACAAAGAAAAAUUAAGUCAAAUGACAAUUUUGACAGAAGAACAAAUAUAUAUAAGCAUUAAUAAAUUGAUUGUGUAAUUAAAAGAAGGUUUGCAGUCUUGGCACCAAUGUACUGGGAUAGUCUUUCUGUGGAAAUACUGGCAGUAAAAGAAAACUUUCUGAAACAGAGAUUGCUUUUAUGAAAGUGAUUAUAUGAUGUCUUUGCCUAAAAUAGCAGAGAUGGACUUGAUGACAUUAGAUGUUUCUGUGUUCAUUAUAUAAAGAUGACUAUUACCAAAAUUGGUAAUUUUACCUACAGAAAGCAAGUUGUACGUUGGAGCUUGCUAUAGAAAUUACAUGUAAAAGGAGAAAGACAUCUACUAUCUAUUAUGAAUUCCAGAAUUUUGUGAAAAGGUUUACAUUCCCUUUAGAAGAAGUGUUACUUUACAUGAUGCCAUGUAAAGAUUCCAUGCUUGGAAUUCACUUACUUUUUUUUAAAAUUUCAUUCAAAUGUAGGAAACUAAUUUUAGUGACACAACUCUGCUUUUGAAGAUUCAGUCUUUUGAGGAACAGGCUUUUAAAUUCAUAAGAAAAGGGUACUCUAGAGAAUUCUGACACACAAAAAAGCUUUAUGAUUUAUAGAAGUUUAUGAGGCCAUACAUUAUCAGAAUAAAUGGUGGUCUUGUUCUUCUGUAUUUUCCUAGUUCCUCAGGCUUAGAAUGGAAAGAGUGAAUACGUGAGAUUGUCUGGCCAUGGGAAGGAGAAGAUGCCUGCUCCAAGGGUGCCAGUGCUGGCAGCAAGAUCAAUGGAUCUCUUCUAUUCCAGGAGACAUGGAGGUCUAUUUGUGGUUGGAGCUACCUGACUAGAUAAAGUAUAGAUCAGUCUGCUAUGAAAGUACCUUCUAUGAAGAAGACUGCCUGAUGGCUUAGUUUCUCUGAAUGUAUCACAUUGUCAGAUAAGCCUUUUCAUGAAAUUAAAAACCAAAACCAAUAUUUUUCUGGUUUCCAGGUUUGGCUUGGAAUUUUUAUCCCCUUCUUUGUCAAUUCAGGUGGGCCAUUAUCUGUUGCUCAUUUUAACUGGAAUUGUGGAAGCAAAAUCCUGCAAUAGCAAAACCUUGGAAUGUUUCCUUAAGCUUUAAAAUAGGCAAGCUUGACUCAAAUUUGCAGUACGGGCAGUUUAUGCAUCUGUAGCAGUAUAAAUAGCUCUUUAAAUAGGUGUAAAUAAAAUAUAUUCAAGUUUAAAGUUUCUUUAUGUUGGCAAAGUGGAGUAAAAUAUUGUAAAAAAUAGUGAAGGCCAACAUACCUUACGAACAACGCACUUUAGUAUAGGGAUUUUCACCAGAAAAACUUGGCUGCUGAAAGGGAGAUUGCACUGUCUUCAAUUUAAAUCAGUUCUGAAGCCAGUUAAUUUACGCCACUGAAGCGUAAAUGAAGCUCACAGUGUGCAGCAUAUGCUGUAAGCAAACAUACAGCUUCCCCAGCAAGACUAGAGGCACAGGAUAAAAUCAGUAUCGACUAAACACUCAAAGUUGCACUGUCACCAAACUGUCUCUAAAUGACCCUAUUUGGUAAGCCCUAGCAAUCCUGUGAUUAGGCCAGGCUGUCGGUGUUUGUUUGUAUUCUGUUAUUUUACUCCAGAGUGCCUAAUGGGAAUCCACUUAGAAAGUAGUCUAGUAGCCUGUAUCUCCCUUCCACUGUAAGCUGUAGAAAGACCACUGGUCUGCUUUGAGUUUGCGGGUUUGUAGUAUACAGGUGAGCCUUUUGGAAUCUAAAAAUAUGUAACAAAGUUUUCCUUUUCCAUCUUCAUUUUACACAAAAUUGUAAGAGUUUGGGUUUUUUUUAGGGUAAGCCUAGGAAUAGUCUUUCUCUUGAAUGACCAUUAAAAAUUUUAACACACUCCUUGGUGUGCUUCCUGUGGACUUUACUGAAAAAAACUCAUACAGUUUCAGGAAUAGAUUGAAGAAACCAUGGCCAAUCAACGGGAUUACAUUAGCAGACCUAUUUGCAAUGGAAUUUCUGUUCCUGAAAAUAAAAUCAAUUCCUUAGUGGCUGAAGGUCAUGGACAACAAAUUCUAAAAGUACUACAAAAGUUCAGAGAACAAAAUAUAUUUUUUGACUUUAAAAUUGUUGUGAAAGAUGAAAUAAUUCCUUGUCAUCGUUGUGUACUGGCAGCGUGCAGUGAUUUUUUCAGAGCCAUGUUUGAAGUUAAUAUGAAAGAACGAGAUGAUGGCAAUGUUACUAUUAGUAAUCUAUCCCCCAAGGCAGUGAAAGCUUUUCUUGAUUAUGCUUACACAGGAAAAACAGAGAUAACAAAUGAUAAUGUGGAAAUGCUCUUCCAACUGUCGUCAUUUCUUCAAGUUUCACUCCUUUCCAAAGCUUGCAGUGACUUUUUAAUAAAAAGUAUUGAUCUUGUGAAUUGCUUACAGUUGCUUUCUCUAUCAGAAAGUUAUGGUUCCGUCCGCUUAUUUGAUCAUGCACUCGAUUUUGUACAGCACCACUUUUCCUUGCUGCUCAGAUCAAGUGAUUUUCUGGAGAUGAAUUUUGAGAUAUUACAAAAAUGUCUUGAGGCUGACGAACUAGAUGUCCCUGAGGAAGAAUCAGUGUUGAAAGCUGUCCUUCAGUGGACCAAACACAACUUAGAAACACGACAGAAAUACCUGCCUAAUUUGAUUAGAAAAGUGAGACUACACCAGUUACCUGAAAAGACUUUGCAGGACUUUCUACAUUCUGAAGAACACUUACUUAAGAGUGCUAAUUGCUCAAUAAUAAUCAAUGAUGCAGUUAAAAGUGUGCAAAACUUUAGUGGACUGUUUCCAGAUGCACGUCCUUCAACAACAGAAAAAUAUAUAUUUGUUCAUAAAACUGAUGAAGAUGGAGAAAACAGACAUACAUUCUGCUACAACAUCAAAACAGAUAAAUGGAAAGAACUACCACAUACGCACAUGAUUGAUCUUCCAGGGUCAAGUUUAUCUAGCUAUGGAGAAAAAAUAUUUAUAACUGGAGGAUGCAAAGGGAAUUGUUAUAGGACUGUCAGACUUCAUAUUGCUGAACCAUUCCAUGAUGCCACUGACCAAACCUGGUGCUACUGUCCAGUCAGCAAUGAAUUCUCCAUAGUGUCAGCUAUGAAAAAACCAAGGACAAUGCACACAUCUGUUGUAACCUUAAAUCAGCUGUUUGUAAUAGGUGGAAAGACCAGAGGAGCUCAAGAGACCCGAAGUCUUUUGGAUGUAGAAUCCUAUAAUCCUCUUUCCAAAGAUUGGAAAUCUGUAAGCCAGUUACCAAGAGGUAUCUACUAUCCAGAAGCAAGUGCAUGUCAGAAUAUAAUUUACGUCCUUGGCUCAGAAGUUGAGAUUACUGAUGCCUUUAAUCCAUCUCUUGACUGUUUCUUUAAAUAUAAUGCUGUGACUGAUCAGUGGUCUGAGCUUGUAGCAGAAUUUGGGCAGUUUUUCCAUGCAACUCUCAUCAAAGCCGUUCCAGUGAACUGUACAUUGUACAUAUGUGAUCUCUCCACCUACAAGGUCUACAGUUUUUGCCCAGAAACCUGUGUCUGGAAAGGGGAAGGAUCGUUUGAAUGCGCUGGCUUUAAUGCAGGGGCAGUUGGGACAGAAGACAAAAUUUAUAUAUUAGGUGGUGAUUAUGCUCCAGAAGAAAUCACAGACGAAGUUCAAGUCUACCAUAGCAGUAGGUCUGAGUGGGAAGAAGUUUCACCAAUGCCAAGAGCCUUAACUGAGUUUUACUGUCAGGUCAUUCAGUUUAAUAAAUAUAGGGACCCCUGGUCAUCUGUACUGACAAUUUGCUCUGGAGAAUUUUGAAACUCCCGAGUCAAAACAAUCUAUUUAAAUGCACAAGUUUUAGAACAGAUUUUUAGGUAUUAAUUUACAGAUGGAAAAAUAUGUACUGUUUUGUUUAAAUCUUCAGUUUAAAUUGUAUGCUGUAGAAUUGCUUUUGGAAGAGUCCAUUAAAUUGUCAUUCAUGCUAGUCAUUAUCUAGAAAGUAUUACUUCAUUUUAUAUGCAAGUGUUCUCUGUAAUUAUCUGAAUAAUUUUCAAAAUAUUACUUUUCAAAAAAGCAUAGUCAUGAGGAAUUCAUUGUGUAAUAUGUGCCAUUAUUUCUGUAAUAUUCACAGUUGUCCCAGUAGACAAAUUGCUGAGUGAGAAAACUGACUGUGAUACUGUUUUCCCUAUGUAACUGAAGUUUGAAAGAAGUUUACAUUAGUGUUGUUUUAUUUGGGUUUUUUAUAUUCAUAAACCUGUAAGAGGAAUUAAUUGUCAGCUUUGUCUUAUUAGAAUGACCUUAGCAAGGGCAAGAGCCAAAGUGACCUUCACAGCAUUAAAACCAGGUAUCUAACUUGAAGAGACUGAUAAUUCCUAUCAUCUUACUUCAGCUCUUCAGUUUUACCAGUUUUUCUCCAUCCUUGUGCCUUAGUAGUAGCUGUACUUUCUGUUUUCAUCCCAUUAACUGUGGCAUGAUAAACUUUGCUAACAUUGCAGGGUGGGCAAGAUUUCUACAGGAUGGAUGAUUCAUGUAGUUAUCUUUGCUUCAGUCAUGCUGUUAACUAAAGAAAAAACACUUUAGGAUGUUUUCUAACAGAAGUCUUCCAUCUCUGAAGUCUCCAGUGCUACCUACUAAGCAGCCACUAGGCUGCUUAAAGCAGCAAGCUGUAAAAUAAAUUUUAGUUGUUGCUUCGGUUAACUACGGGAAAGCUCGUAUCUUGUCAUACAUCAACUACAAAGCUACAAAAAUAAAUCCCCAUAUGUAAAGUCAAAGUAAAGAGUAUUUCUGAGGUAAAAUAAAUACUUUUUUUAACUUCUAUAGUGGUUUAAAUGAGUUAAAACACUUUAUCUUGUACUUCAUGGUAAUUUUAAGUGUUAAAAUCUUACAUGGUAAACACUACACAAUAUAUUGCUUGAUAAACUUUCAGUAGUCAUCUAUUAUAAUAUUAAAACUGUAAUGGACUUUUAGUAUUAAUAUUAGUCUAGGCAUACACUGUGAAGUAAAUUUGAUCUCAUGCAUACAAAGUGGGACCUGUGUCUUGACAGGACGACACUGAAAUUAGCUAGGUUUCAUAAAUUCAUUUGUAGUCUUCCACAGCCUGAGAAUUUUCUUUUCUACCAGCCAUUUGAAUAAGAUAUUGGGAGCCCUUAUGUUCCAUAUAAUUAUCGUUUAAGCAGUAAGCUUGUCUUAUGCCAGACAGAAUGGUUCUAAACACCUAAGCACAUCUUUUCCAAGCAGUUUAAAAUGAACAAAAUUUAGUGAGGCGUCUAAAACAUCUUUCAUAUGGCUUGAGAUGACCGUGGUAAGUUCAUUAUCACAUCACUACUGCAUGUACUUUUUGCAAAACUCAAGCUCAAUAUUAAUGCUUAAAGCUUAAUAUCGCCUAGCAACAUACUUCUGUUUUAAACAGUAAACAAUGGAAAGUUCCAAUUCUGUGAUUGACUCUCUAAUUUGUUAUCAGAUACCUUUAUAAAUUUAGAUAACAUUCAUCAUAAAUAUUUUCAUAAGGAGGUAAAUGAAAAUUACGCACAUUUGGAGAACAUAUUAAUAGAGUGGAACCCUCCCACUCAAUAAUUUAUUUGUAUUAAGAUGCGUGUCAGUUCUGUAGAAGUAAAUAGCUUGUUAUUACAGUAUUUCAGGCAACGUCUACAUUUCUUUUGCUCUUUUCAUAGUGAGUCUCCAAAUCGUAUUAUAACUACACUUAGCUAGGUAACCUUACAAUCACCAAACUGAAAUGCAAGCAUUUUUCUAUUGGAACACAACUACUUUUUGUUACUGCAAAGCAAAUGUAUUGAAUAGUUUAGGAGAGAUAGAGAAUACUAUUCCUGCUUACUGAAACAGUAUGAGAAAAAUAGACAUGUAGGAGAACAGUAGUUUUAGCAUUAAUACAGCUACUCAAGGUAGCAUAGAGACUUCAUUAACCAUUAGCUAUUGCAACUUGUCACUUCAUCAGAAUAUGAGGCCCAAUUCUCCUUUGCUUGUGUUUUUGUGUUGUUUUUAUACCUGAGUAAUAGGAGUAUGCAAUUUAUGCAAUGAGAAAAGUAACAUAUUAUGCCUAUAGUACAUGGGUAUAAAUAGCUAUGCAAAUUGGAAGAGACUAGAGAAUUGCAAAGUUUUUUUAAUUGCCACUGUCAUGACCAAAUUGCUGGGUCAUAUAAACAGCAAGUGAGUCAGUAAUUCAGGUGAUGCUCUUUCCUCUAAGUUUUUCCUUACGGCAAAUUUUUUUUGGCAGUCUUCCAUCCAGCUACUUGCUGUAUGUAUAAGCCUCUGGCACAUAACAACAGACAGAGCAAUGACAUAGUGUGGUAAGUUACUCAUUAUUAGUAUAUAUGAUGAAAACUGAAUGAAGCUUAAUUUGAAAAAUAGACAUGCUUCUUUAAUAUUCUAUGCUACAUUUGCACAGGAACUAAUGUCAGUUCCCAGUUUGACAAACCAUUCAUGGAUUUCAAAUAGAGUUGAGCUCUCUUGCUCAGUGAUCAGGAAAUAAUGUAGUAGUGUCAGUUACUUUAUACCAUUGCUUAGAGAGAAGUUACUGUGAAAUAGUACUAAUUUUCUUUAGUUAUGUAGGUAAGCCUGUAUUACAACUCUCACAGAGGAAAAAAGGUCAUUUGCCACAAUUCCACAUACAGAGAGUUAAAUCCGAUAGCAGAAUUGAGUGCAGAAGAAGCUGUGUUAGAAAGUCAUGGUUAAAAACAAGGCUUUAUGAUAGAAUUGAGGGCCUAUGUUCCAAAUCCUGUGAUUAAUCACUAAUGAUAUAAGAAAUCUCAGCGAAGUCAACUACACUACUCAGAAGAAUAUGGAUUACUUGCAUGAAUAACUGCUGUAGGUCUGGAUCAAAUAGAUUUUUCAGUCUACUUUACGCAGCUGUUAUGCAAUUUUUAAAAAGUCACAAAAUUAGUGCAAAGCGAGUUUUUCUAUAUCUUUUCUGAAUUUUCAAAGUUCACAGUACUUUAUGAAAAGGUACCUUUCUCUAAAAGUUGUCAAUGACUAGAUUAAUGAUUACCUAUGUUCUCACUGAAAUACAUUAAAACAUACAGAUUGCAUGUGAAGUUAUAAUCUACUACUUGCACUUAAAUGAUGUAACCAAAACAUUUCUAAUAGUAUUCUAUGUCACAGAACACAUUAUAAGCAUGACCAGUAUAAUAUACAUGAAGAUAAUAUAUAUAGUAUGUGGGAUUGUAAUAUCCAGUAAUGACUAUAUUGGAUAAUCUUAAUUUUUAAAGAAUGCUAUCAAAACAUUAUGGCACUUUGGUAAUGUUAUCAUACUGGUUUAGUUGUUAUAAUAAAUAUCAGUUAUUCAGGUGUUUAUAUUGAUUAUGUUUGCACAGACCUGAUGAUUACUCUAUUAUUUAUGUACUAAUGAAUUUAUUUUCUAUAUUCUAAAUACAUUUGUAGUAAGUCAGUUUACUGCUAUUAAAAAUUCAUUAUAUUCACAAAAUGGAGUAGGUUUACUGGGUCAGAUUUAUUUCUGGUAUUACUCCACGAAGAAAGCUGUAUACCUCCUCUGAUUAGUAGUAGGUAGUAGGUAAGGUCUAGGCUAUAGAAUGUGCUGUCUGCAGUUCGUAAUGUGGAGUCUAAUUUUAGGUGUUUCUGUUUGUAGGUGACCAACAGGAGGCAGCAUGAGAUCUAUUUUAAUUAACCCAGACUGAAACCAGGGAUAUAUUUGACAAUAUUUCUAGCUGAACAUUAUACUCAAUUUACUGUUUUUCCCUUCUAACAUCCAAUAAAGCAUAGAGAUCAGUAACAUUUUGCUGCUGCCUGGGCUCUGCUGAUAUGUGGAAAGUAUGAUACUACACGUUUGCCGAGAUGUUCUUUCUUUUGUGAAAUAAAAGCACCAAGCAACUGAA
Aquila chrysaetos chrysaetos is the source of this 8734-nucleotide messenger RNA. RefSeq names its product kelch repeat and BTB domain containing 3 (gene KBTBD3). NCBI's taxonomy places the organism in Eukaryota, Metazoa, Chordata, Aves, Accipitriformes, Accipitridae. Gene Ontology annotation, molecular function: protein binding. The transcript has 3 exons. The record is from RefSeq and is a predicted model, not a curated record. Bases 2862 to 4706 code for a protein of 614 amino acids.